GGUCCCCUAGAAAACUAGUCCACCGUUUGAAAGGGUUUUUCUUGGGUUUUGCCCCCCAAACAUUCCUAUCUCUUCUACUGAUUUUCCUACACUUUCUCUCCACUUUUUCUUACCUUACUUGAAUUUAGAUCCCACCUUUUCCACUGCUUUUUUUUUUUUCCUUUCAAGUUUUUACGACAAGCUUCCUCUGUUAUUCUUUCUUUCUUUCUUUUUUUUUUUUUUUUUUUUGUUCUUUGAAUCAAACCAUUUCACAUACUCUUCAAACCUCCACAAAACCCUGGAAGUUUUUGCAUUUUUCAGGAUCAAAACACAACGCGAAUUUGACAACUUUUUCAAGCACCCAUCUUUCUUACAUAUUCUUUUCCGUUCUUCCAAACAGAACAGAAAAAGUUUCAAGCUUGUUUCUGGGUUCGUUCACAUGUCUACACCGAUAGACCCACUUCAACAGCAACAGUCACCGCCUGGGGGUCUGACCCAGCAAGCUUACACAGCCCAUUCCGGUCACGGGUCGGUCGGACCCGUCAUCGCCGUUCUUGCAGUGAUCACCAUUCUCGGCGUCAUCGCCGGCAUGAUUGGAAGGCUCUGUUCAGGUCGGAGAAUCAUGGGUCACGGCCAGUACGACGUCGAAGGUUGGGUCGAGAGGAAGUGCUCGUCCUGUAUCGACGGCCGAGUCGACCCACCUCCGAGGCCGCCACCGGCGCCCACCAGUUACAGCCCCGGCGAGUCGGCUCCUCCAGCAGAUUCAUCAGAGACAACGCAAGAGAUAAAGCAGGAAGAACAGUCUCAUCAACCCCCACCUGAAACCGCUCAAUCUUGAAGUGUAUGUCAAAUGGGUUUUAUCUUUUUUCUGUAAUUUUUUUUUUUUUUGGUAUAUUUCAUGACUUAGCAUAAAUCCAUGAAUUUUUUCCUAUAAAUAUCAGAAUUUUUUCUUAAAAAAUUA
This is a messenger RNA of Vitis riparia (riverbank grape), 940 nucleotides long. RefSeq lists its product as uncharacterized. The record is from RefSeq and is a predicted model, not a curated record. NCBI's taxonomy places the organism in Eukaryota, Viridiplantae, Streptophyta, Magnoliopsida, Vitales, Vitaceae. Bases 419 to 817 code for a protein of 132 amino acids. The transcript has a single exon.